AUGGCGACGCCGUCGUUAGCUGAGAAGUUGGACAAGAUCAAGUCCCCUGGCCUCCAGAGCCAGCAGCGGACCGUCGUUGUGCUCCAAUCCAUCGAGUCGACACUCAAGGACCAGAACAGUGCGCCAACUCCCACGGGCUACUUUGCUGCUCUCCUCGCUCUUCUCCAGCAGGCCAACGCGAGCGGAAACGUCAAUGUCGAACUCGCCACGCCCGUUGUCUACCUCCUCGAUGUCGUAACACCGUUUGCCCCGCAACCGCUCUUGCGAUCCAAAUUCACCCAAAUCCUCACACUUAUUGCGCCCGUCCUCUUGAUGCAAGAGGCAGAGCCAAUUCUCCUCAGAACAUCCAUCGGCUGCUUGGAAUCGCUGCUGCUUGCGCAAGAUGCAGCCUCGUGGGAACUCGGCGUCACACAGAUUGGCCCGAGGCGGGCUGUCGCAGGUCUGCUCAACCUCUCCUUGGAUCCUCGCCCCAAGGUGCGCAAGCGAUCGCAGGAUGCUCUCAAGAAAGUUCUCCAGACUCCUCCUCCCAGCCCCUCCUUGGACCAUCCGGCUGCCGAUAUGUGUGCCCAGACUGCCAUGAAGAACCUGGAAGACCUGGCUGCCAAGGUUGCUCAGGCGCGCAAGGGCAAAAAGUCAUCCGAUACCACCAACGAACCUGCCCUGAUUCAUGCGCUCCAAUUGGUCAAGACAGUGGCCGCGGCCAGCGGUGGUUGGCCCAGCAAGAAGAUUGAGUCCCUGUGCGAAUUGCUCCUGGGCAUCGCCAAGACUGGAAACGAAUAUAUGACCAUGGCUGCCUUUGAUAUCUUUGAACUAAUCUUUGAGGGCAUGAGCGAUGAGAUUUCGUCUACCAAGCUGCCAAGGUUGAUGGAAAUUAUUUCGGAACUGCGCCCUUCGGCCACUGAUACCCAGCUUGUACCUCCUUGGCUCGCAAUUCUGUCAAGAGGCUACGAUGUCUCUGCCCAAGUCGAGCCAGAGGAGACGUUCCAGAAUCUCCCCAACCUCUUCACAAUGAUUACCCAGUUCCUGCAGUCACCUGCUGAAAACAUCCGAAUUUCCGCUUCGGAGUGCUUGGUUUCCUUCAUGGCAAACUGUGUGCCCUCUCAGGUGAUCACCGAGCCAUCUGUGUACGACGAAAAGAUCCUUGAGAAGAUUGCCAAGACGGCCGAAUCCCUGCUCACUGUUCAGUAUCAGGCGGCUUGGCUUCAAACCUUCACCGUUCUUGGUGCCAUGUUCGAUGCUCUGCGCUGGAGAGCCCACCCCAUCUUGUUGGGGGUUGCUAAGACUGUUGGUGAGAUCCGCGAGAGUUCUUCUUUCCGUAACAAGAAGGAGGCAGACGAGCUCAUCGGCAAGGCCAUCCGUGCCAUGGGACCCGAGGCUGUUUUGUCGGUAUUGCCCCUGAACCUCAUCAAGCCCGUCAAGGGCCAGAACGGCAGAGCUUGGAUGUUCCCCAUCCUCAGAGAUUAUACCAGCAACACCAAUCUCAACCAUUUCAAGAGCGAGAUGGUCCCUCUCAGUGAAGUCAUGUUCCAAAAGGUUCUCGAUCACGGCGAGGCGGCCAAGACCAUGGAGGUAAAGAUUUACGAGACAGUUGUGCAGCAGAUUUGGUCCAUCCUCCCCGGCUAUUGCGAUUUGCCUCUGGACCUGGUCCAGGCUUUCGACCAGUCUUUUGCAGAGAUCCUCGCAAACCUACUCUACAAGCAGGUCGACCUGCGACUGGACAUCUGCCGCGCUCUUAGAACCAUUGUGGAGUCUAAUCAGGCCAUCGCCGACAUUGACGAUAAGGAAGAAGAAGACCUCCUCCUCCAAAGCAGAAUCACCCGCUCCACCGCCCGAGAAAACCUCAAGCAUCUGGGCGGGUUCGCCGGAAACAUGCUUGCUGUCCUGUUCAAUGUCUACACCCAAACACUGCCACAGAGCCGAGGCCCUAUCCUUCAGACCGUCAAUGCAUUCCUGAGCAUAGCGCCCGAAGCCGAGGUCAUGGAGACUUUCAACCGAGUCAGCCAGAUGCUGGCCACAGAGCUUCAAAAUGCCCCUCAGCAGAGCGAGAAGGACAAGUCACAACAAAAGCCCAAGGAUCAUAUGCCUUCCACCGCACAAACCUUGAUGGAUCUUGUAAUCACAAUGUCUACCUAUCUCCCCAGGGAGAGCUUCGCCUCCCUGUUUGAGAUUGCCUCGGUGGUUAUUUAUAAGCAGGAGGAACCUCAAUUGCAAAAGAAGGCAUACAAGCUCAUUCCUCGCUUGGCCGGCUCUGAGAUUGGUCAGGCGGCACUUCGGGAAAGGGGCUUGGAGCUCCAGAACCUCUUCAUCUCGAGUACUGAGAAGGUUUCCGCCCCCGCCAGGCGCGAACGUCUGGCGGCCAUCAUCACUCUCCUUCCAUAUGUCAACGACGACUCCCUGCAUUUCAUCCCAGCCAUCCUGAGCGAGGUUGUUAUCUGCUGCAAGGAGAACAAUGAGAGGGCGAGAGAAACAGCUUACGAGUUACUGGUCCAGAUGGGACACCGCAUGAUCUCCGCAAACGGUGCCCAGAUCGACAACAGCAAGGUCCCACACAUGCCCGAGGGAGCCCCCGCAGGAACGGCGAAUAUCGAGGAAUACUUCACCAUGGUCAGCGCCGGUCUGGCAGGAAGCACCCCUCACAUGAUCUCUGCCUCCAUCACAGCCAUCAGCCGUCUCCUCUUCGAGUUCGGGUCGCAGCUCAGUGAACAGACUCUGUCCGAUUUAGUCCAGACAAUGGACCUCUUCCUGACGUCCAACAACCGCGAAAUCGUGAAGAGCUGCCUCGGCUUUGUCAAGGUGUGCGUCAUCGGCCUCCCCGUCGAGCUCAUGCUGCCCCGUCUCUCCACGCUCGUCCCCAACCUGAUCGUCUGGAGCCACGAGCACAAGGGACACUUCAAGGCCAAGGUCAAGCACAUCCUCGAGAGGAUGGUGCGCCGCUUCGGCUACGACAACAUCCACAAGAACUGCCCCGAAACGGACAAGAAGCUGAUCGUCAAUAUCCGCAAGACAAAGGAGCGGACAAAGCGGAAGAAGGACGCCGCCAAGACCGCCAACGACGAGGACGACAGCGGCGACGAGGACGAGGACCAGCCCAAGCGGCAGUUCGAGAACGAGUUCGACCAGGCCCUGUACAGCAGCGACUCCGAAGAGGAGGACGACUCGGAAGGCGAGGCGGCGCCCGCCCGACAGGCAGCAAAGAAGAGCCAAAAGGGCGGCAAGACGUACAUCCUCGAGGACGACGACGAGCCCCUCGACCUCCUCGACAAGAAGGCCCUCGCCAACAUCUCCUCCACCAAGCCCGUCAGGAUGCGCAAGCCCACCAAGACCAAGGCCAGGUACGACCCGGACGGCAAGCUCAUCCUCGGCAAGGACAGCGACGACGAGAACGACGCCAUGGAGGUCGACCAGCCGGAGAACUCGGGCGUCGGGGCCUACGUCGCCGCCCUCAAGGGCAAGGACGUCGCCAAGCGCGGCCGGGGCGGGAAGCUCAAGUUCUCCAACCGCAGGACCAAGGACGACGACGAAAUGGAGGAGAUGGACGACGGCGAGGCCGCCGCCAUCAAGAACAAGAUCAGCCCCCGCGGCAACGGCAGGUUCCGAGGGGGCAGGGGGGGAGGAGAUGGUCCGCGAGGGGGACGGAGCGGCCGCGGCGGGAUCGCCGCCGGGAGACGAGGUUUGGGCGUCGACAAGAGGCAUGGGCCUUCUGGGGCGGGUGUCGGCAAGGGAAAGAGGGGUGGUCGGAGGUGA
This is a messenger RNA of Clonostachys rhizophaga, 3744 nucleotides long. Lineage: Eukaryota; Fungi; Ascomycota; Sordariomycetes; Hypocreales; Bionectriaceae. The record is from the annotation of a GenBank genome assembly.